CAUUUUACUACAUAAUACACAUCCCUAUAGGAGUCUAAACUCUGCUACAAUGUGAAAAAAGCAGCUCCACAAAGGUGAAAAAAAAAAGAAAAGAAAGUUUUUUCCCCUGAGGAAAACACCCCACUCUCUAAGUGAGCAAUAAAUCUGGCACUUAGGAGAGGUUGUCCGUGUGUGUGUGUGUGUAUUUGUAGCGUGUAAAUGUACUGAGUGUCCUCAAGUCCAUAGCCUCCAGAGCUGUCAAAUGUUGUCUGGCCCCACAACAUCCGUAGCCUGUGACCCCUGUAACUCCUGUUUUGUUCUCGGCACUCCAGGCCCCUCAGAUAUCCCUCUACUGGAACUCCCCCCAGAUGACAGACACCGCUCUCUCCUCCCGUUCCUCCACACUACCCCAGUAGCCUUUGACCUCCCCAGCACCUCUGCCUCUCUCUGCGCGGCUGCCCUCGCAUUCCAGUAAAGGCGCUGAAACCUGAGCCCGCGGUGAGCUCAUCGCCGUGGCCACGGGAAUCAAGAGUUAAAUGAUACCAAAAAACAGAGAGAGGAGAGAAAACGGAGACAGAAGGGGGAGAGGCAGCCGCUGGUGCAGGACAGGUCUGGAACUGGUUCUGUGUGUCUGCUCGCCGGGGCUCCUCGGGGGGGUUAAGUUACACCAGAGAAAGCGAGGAGGAAGAGGAAGGAGAAACUGCUGGCGUCUUUGAAUUCUCUCUCUGCUUUUGUCUGUUUCUCCGCGGCCUGAGCGACUGGUGCCUGCAGCUUCCUCUUGACACACUCCAGCGAGCCCGCCGACCUCCAUCCGCGCUUUCAAGUUAACGAGCCCCGUCGGUCUCGUCCUCGUGUCUGGGAGCCGGGCUGAGAUGUGAGUGUAAUGCAGCGAGGUCGUGCUCUCCACUCUCUCUGACUCUCUCCUCUUCUCUGACCCUGCCAUGACCACCAAGUGUCCAAAGACAGUCUCUGGAUCCAAAUGUCACCCCCCUUGGACUCUGCCCCGGUCGGGGACCAGCAGUGUGUGACGGACAGGCGAGUGGAGCCUGUGGUGGCUCUCUACUGUGUGGCUUCAAAUUGGCCCUGGCUGAGCGCUGCAUGGAGCUACGAGUGAAGAGUCCUGCUAUGGUCUGAUGUCUCAGCAUGGAUGGAGUCAGUCAGAGGACUGGCCACCACUAAUGAGACCAUCGCGCUUCAGCUGAGGACUAGCAUUUACAGGAUUACUCCCACGGUUUCCUGCUCUUUUCCCAGCUAACUGCAUCAUUUCUGAACUCCCCUAGGUGGACUUUUCAUGAGUCUAGUUUUUUGUGGAUAUAUUACGUCAUUGCCUUUCUGAUUUUCAUAUUUGUUUUUUCCCAACCCAGUUUUUUUUAUUGUUGGUUUCCAUUUUCCCGUUUUGCUUUUCCACUAUGGAGUUUCUGGCUGGACCUUGGAAUAAAGAUUGGGCUUCAUUCUUGCAAUUUUGGUUGACUGUCAUCCUAAGCCUCCAAAUGCAAUUCAGCCCGGGUGCCUCUUGCCCGGAAGAGUGUCGUUGUGACAAAUCGUUUGUGUACUGCAAUGAACGCAGCCUGACAUCAGUGCCUCUGGGGAUAGAGGAGGGCUACAAGGUCCUCUACCUACAUAACAACCAGAUCAACAGUGCUGGCUUCCCUAUGGAACUUCACAAUCUGGCCUCUGUGGAGACGGUCUUUCUCUAUGGCAACCAGCUGGACGAGUUCCCCGUUAAUCUGCCCAAAAACACCAGGGUCCUGCAUCUUCAGGAGAACAAUAUCCAAACGAUCUCCAAGGCAGCCCUGGCCCAGCUGACUCAAUUAGAGGAGCUGCACCUUGAUGAUAACUCCAUCUCCACAGUGGGGGUGGAGGAAGGGGCCUUUAGGGAGGCAGUAAGCCUCAAACUCCUCUUCCUCACCAAGAACCACUUAAGCAGCGUUCCCAUUGGUCUUCCCGAGGACCUGAAGGAGCUGCGGUUGGAUGAGAACCGCAUCGCUGUCAUUGCAGAGGAGGCCUUUCAGAAUGUGACACGUCUGCAGCGCCUCCUGCUGGACGGGAACCUGCUGACGGAUGAGGGCAUUGCGCCAGGGACCUUCCAGGACCUUGUCAACCUCCGUGAGCUGGCCCUGGCCCGCAAUUCGCUCACCUUCCCCCCUCCCCUCCUGCCCAGCCAGUCGCUGGUCAAACUCAGCCUGCAGGAGAACCAGAUCGACCAGAUCCCUGUGGCCGCCUUCGCCGGCCUAAACAGGCUGGAAAAACUGGAUAUCUCAAGCAACCAGCUUCAGACUCUGACACAGGGUGUGUUCGACGGCCUGUCGAGCCUAAAGCAUCUCAUGGUGCGCAAUAACCCGUGGCGCUGUGACUGUGCGGUGAAGUGGGUGGUGGUGUGGCUCAAGUCUCUGCCUUCCUCCAUCAACGCCCGAGGCUUCGUGUGCCUGAGUCCAGACAAGGUGCGUGGCAUGGCAAUCAGAGAGCUCACGCUGGAUAUUAUCGAGUGCCCGGUUGAUGUCGAUCAGCCGCCCUGGCCCACCCUCCGCUCUACACCCCCUCCCCCGCCCACCACUACCCCCGUCACCACCAUGAUCUCCACCGUCAUCACCACAUCCAUCCCUUACUACUUUGACUCACCCUCCCCUCCCUUACCCCCAAUCCAUAACAACCCUCCUGGGCCCCUGCCUCCAUACGAGGACCCCCUUCAGAUCUCCUUCAACGUGGUCAACUCCACCAACAUCGAGGUGAGCUGGGAUUCCUAUUUCACCGUCACAGCUUACAAGGUCACUUGGGUCAAAAGGGGCCAAACCCAAAUAAACGAAGGAAUGCGGGAGCGGACGGUGAGCGGUGGCCGGCGGCACAUCAGCCUCACCAACCUGGAGCCCCGGUCCGUGUAUCGGAUCUGCGUGCACGUUCUGGACACCCUUAACUCCUACAGGCCCGGAGAGGAUACUAUAUGCUCCGAGGCCAGGACCAAGCCUGCCUUGUCUACUAAGCCCCCCGGCAGAGACCAAGCUCCUCAGGAGAGCAUCAACUCCACACUGCUCAUGGCUGGGAUCAUAGGUGGGGCAGUUCUUCUCAUCCUGGUAACGCUGCUCAGCUUGUUCUGCUGGCACAUGCACAGGAAGAGCCGGUCGUCUUCGACAAAGUGGAAAUACAACCGGGGCAGGAGAAAAGACGACUACUGUGAGGCUGGAACCAAGAAGGAUAACUCCAUUCUGGAGAUGACUGAGACCAGUUUCCAGAUAGUGGCGCUGAACAAUGAGCAGCUGCUCAAGGGAGAUUUCCGCAUUCAGCCCAUCUACACGCCCAACGGGGGCAUUGGAUUUAGAGACUGUCACCUCAGUAACAACAGUAUAGCCUACUGCAAGAGCAGCAACGUGCCCAGUACAGAGUUCUGCCACACGUGAUGCAGCAGCAAACAGUACAGCGGCAUUUAUACAUACACACACAUACACACACACACACACACACACACACACACACACACACACCAGACACAAUACAAGCAUAAAUACACACACAUACACUGUUUGUGUAGACAACAAAAAACAUAAAAAUUCUAGUGAAAUAUAACUGUACUAUAUAUAUUUCCAAGUUCUGUCUACAAUGUAAUUUAUACUGUGGAUAAUAAUGUGGGAUUCUCUGCUAUCUUUUUUAUUCUUAGGAAAAAGAGAUACAAGUGUUUCUUUUUUUAUAUUCAGCAGGGUUUUGAAAGUUGUUUUAAUGGUCAGUACUGUACAUGAACAUGGAUUUGUACAAUCACGGCACCCUGGGUGUAGCUUCUGACGAACGCUGUCAGCCUUGGAAACGUUGGGGCGCUUAGAGGGCUGGGAUCCUUUGCUAACCACAGAAGCAAAAAUAUGGCCUUUUUUGACACACUGCAAACACUCCCCAGUACAACAGAACAGUGGUAAAGACAACACAGCACAGGGGAAAUCCAAACACUGCUGAUUAGAGCGCUGUGGAAAUAAAGCACUGCUUCACUGGUGGCAUGUUGUAAAAAAAAGAAUUGAAGUGCACUUUCUUAUUAAUGGAAGCAAGGCAGGAAAUGAACAGAGGUGGUGAUCACGUGCGAGGGAUUGCGGCCGGUUGUGUAGGGGGAAUGUCGUUGGCUGAGAUUUCCCAAAAGUGCCUUAACACUAAAAGCACCUUUGUUCUGUUGUUUACAGUGGAACAAAGGUGGGCUUAGUCAAGAGACGCUUUUGGAAAACUCUGGAAAAAAGGAUAUGUCAUUUUCACCACACUUGUUUUCUGUAGUGAUGAGGUGCAAUUAUUAACAUGAGCCUGAAAAGCAACAAAGGAUUAUUGUCCCUAAUGAGGCGCGUGGAUGUGCUGACACAUGCAGAUCCUUUUGGAAGAAAUUCCCUAAUUUGUUCUGCUUCUUUUGCCUUUUUUUUUUUUUUUUUUUUUGCCUGUUUUCCCUGUUUUGGCGAGUGAGGCCACAAGGGGGCAGUUUCCCUCAGCGUCAUGUGUGGGACAGAGGAACAGAGGGCAAGACAGAGAGAUCACUUUACCACCACCAUUCCCCUGGAGUCUAUUACCCAGACGACAUUACUCAUGCCCAAGCAGCAUUGUUUUAGAGUAUUAUUGCUCAUCGACCAACCUGACGAUGUGGAAUCAUUUAAAACUAACGGUGUUUUUCUGUGUUUGGUGGCUAAAUUGUAUGGAUUUUUCACCACUGUGGUCUAUCAUGGCGGGAGGUCUCUGCUCCUCUGUGUGUGUGUGUGUGUGUGUGUGUGUGUGUGUGUGUUGAGAGCAUGAUGAAUUUUGAGAAGACACACACAUUAUGCUAAUUAUACACCCACUUAUUUCAGCCUUGUCCCAGCGUUCAUUAGGCUUUUUUGAUAAAUUAGGAAAUUACAACAAUAAGAUCGCGCUCCGCCCAUGAUCCUCGCCGUGCACAGUCGUGACUGAGCAGCUCAUCUCGCAUCUCAUCAUUUAUCCUUUUGUCUACGUUUACCACGCCGUCUCCCUCAUUUACCGUUUGCGCACCUGAAUAAUGCGCCUGCUCACUUCGCGACAUUAGUUUCCGCGGCGAUGAUCCUCACCCCGCUCUCCUCGCUUUCGGUGUCUUUUCUGUCCCUUUCUCUCCUUUUCCGUCUCACCGUCUCCCUGUCUGUCCCUGCACCUCUUGAUCCCUGCAUGGGCUCAAUUAAAACACUUUUCCUGCCCUUCAGCUCACGGGCCGUGGUGGCAGCUCUUUGCAUGUGAGGUGCCAGUGAGAGGUCUUCAUUAUGCACUUCUUAAGGAGACUUUAUUUGAUUUGACAAGAUUUUAUUUUGAGGGGCCAGGCUUAAAGAAUUCCCACCGCCGACCCCUCCGCUCCCCCUUUUUUCUUUUCCCCCCUCUCUUCAUAAUCCUCGACCAAAAAAGGGAGAAAAAUAUGUAGUCCUUAUUUUCACUUGGCUGCGUGGAGCUCACGCUGGGAAGGAGAGUGUGUUAACUCUUUGUGAGGCGUGCAGGUUUCAGCUGCUGGGACAUACGCAGCAAAGGCCGAACAUUUACAGUCAAACGAUUUGUAAGGGCUUGUACUUGAGUUAUUCCAGAGUGUCGAGAUUAUCUCUUGAGAGGAUUUACCUCUACUUUUGAGGUACCGUGGAGUAUCUCAGAAGUAACUGCACUUACUGUAAUUCCAGCAAUAGCUCAGCUCACGACCACAUGGACUUUAAUUUGAAAGGGAUGCAGAGACGUCCUCAGCCCCGACGUUUAAACGAUUAAACAAGCCAACAAACAGUGAAUUAGUGAAAUCUUCUGUCUUAACUGUAAUUUUAUGUCUUAAAAUCUUGUUUCUAAUAAGACAACUGACAUAUUUUUUUUCACCCAGUUUUUGGAGAUGGAUUUAUUUAAAUGGCAGUAUAUCAAAAAAAAACACAAAAUCUCUGUUAUCCAGGAAACUUUUAAAGCAAUAGUUUGUCAUUUUUAGUUAAUGCUUUCAUUCACUUUCUUACUGAGAAGAUGAGCAAAUGGAUACCACUCUCAUGUCUGUAUGCUUAAUAUAGCCAGCCAGGUAUCUUAGCAUAAAGGCUGGAAAUAGAAGGAAGCAGCUAGGCUGGCUCUGCUUUAAAGGGUAAGAAAACUCUCUGUAAAACCAUGUGUCAGCUUUACACUUUGGUUUUUGUAUGGCUUUGUCAGUUUUAAAAAUGCUGGUCGGUAGAUGUUGUUUCCUUUGGACAGAGCCUGGUUAGCUAAACUAGCUGUCUCAUGGCUAACAGCUUCAUAUUUACCAUACACACAUAAGAGUUGAAUCACUUUUCUCUCAACUCUUGGCAAGAAAGAGAAUGUGUCUGGGUUUUUUUUUUUUUUUUUUGCAAAAUGUCAAACUGUUUCUUGAAGAGAAAAACAAAAUCCUAAAAUAAAUUAAUUUGCAUUGCAACAAAAUUAAUGAUCUCAUUCCCCUAGUAAAUUAUGAACAUUUGUUUGAAGCAAAAGAAGGUUUUAAGACUAAACACUUUAUUACAUGACUUGUUUGGAUAGAAUUUUUUCAUGUUGGGUUUUAUCAGUACUGAGAUCCUCUGUGGUUAUCAAAGCAUCUCCACUUUUUUUAUUCUACUAAUAUCCACAUAUCAGCACACCCACUACUCACAGAUGCACCAGGCUGCCCUGACCUGCGCUUUGAUCUACCCUGCUUAACAAUCAUGAAGCCGACUGAUUGAGCAUCUAUAACCUACCGACAGUUCAUCAUGUGUGUGGUUUGCUACAUGCUGCACCAGCUGACCAUGACCCCUCCCCCCAAACCCCACGCCGAAACACUUGAACAUUUACAUCAGAUAUUGUUUAGACUUUGUUUUUUUUUUUUUGCUAUAGAUGAAAAAGCCCUAUCUUUAGGUCACAUGCUGACAAGUCAGGUCAAAACUAUUGCAACAUAUAGUAUCUCCCCUGUCUGUGAAUGUGUAACGGAGACAGAUAUUUGCCUUACCUUUUAUGCUGGACUGAAUGAUUAUCUAGUGAGGAGGAGGAGGAGGAGGAGGAGGAGGAGCAGCAGUGAGAAGACGAGACACAAGGAGACAGCAGAACAGAAAGCACAUAUCUCCAACAGAUUGCAGCCAUGGCGGCAACAAUAACAGUAUUAACAGGGAGAACAACACUAAGCAUGACACACAGUAGCUAAUGAGAGACUGUUCAUCCAUGGUGCCAGACUUUAAGAGGUGCACGGAUAAUGAUUCAACCAAGACUGGGGAAGGAGCUUUGCAGCGUACAUUACUCUUAAUUUUCUACUUGCUUGAUGAAAGAAUGCGGCUGCAGCGCCGUGACCAAUGGAAUUACACAAAAUGUAUUACAGACUGCUAGCGUCAGUUUAUUACUGUUUCAGGGUGCAGAGAAGUAAUUUCCCUUAAAGCUCAUUGAUUCCUAUUGAAAUAAUUAUGUUUAAUCACUGAGAUCCACUUCAGACAAAAACACACGAACGAGAGGUUGAAACUGAAUACGUUUAAAAGUCAUCUUUUCUUCCUGUAGGCAAAACCUUCACGGCAAAUAGCUCUUAGCCAGUGACACUCAUUCAAGGUUUUUUGCAUGUACUGUAUUUAGCUUAGUAGCCUUUUUUUUUUCUUUUUUUUUUUUUUUUUUCACACCAGGUUUUGGACUUUAACGUACUCUUUUUUUCCCAGGCAAUCGCCCCAUGUGGUGGUUGAGAUACAGUAUGAGCAACCAUGGCAGAAAGGUUCUCAUUUGGUUUAGAGGAAGUAGGCAGGAAAUUUACAGUGCAUGUAAAACAGCUGUGUCGGGAUACUUUGCCAUUCUGGCUCCUCCAUUGAGACACCUCGCAGUGUUACAUUAGCCAUCCACACCAGGACGUUUUCUUAGGAACCAAAGUUAAAUUUCUGUUCUCAUGAUGAAAUAUUGAUGUUGUUCCAUGUAUGUGCCUUGAGGUUGAACUUACAAUGUAAAGUCCUUGAAACCUUUAAAUGUUUUUGCACAAACUGUAAAUACUUAAGUGAAGCUUUUUGAAAAUAAAAGAGCCAUUGGAUUUGA
Molecule: messenger RNA, 7932 nt
Organism: Seriola aureovittata
Lineage: Eukaryota; Metazoa; Chordata; Actinopteri; Carangiformes; Carangidae
Gene: flrt2
Product: fibronectin leucine rich transmembrane protein 2
Exons: 2
Coding region: 1389-3371 (660 amino acids)
Molecular function (GO): protein binding
Source: RefSeq, a predicted model, not a curated record